CCUAUUGACAGCUAGCUACACCAACAGCUGGUGGAUGUGUUUGUGUGUGUGGUGAGAGUGCCACCCUCCGAAUCAGUGAGUCAGUCGUCCGCCUCCAACAGGUACUCCAAGCUAUCAAGGUCCUGCACACACACACACACACACACAUACACAAGACGGGUCGACAUCCAUCCAUCCAUCCUCGGUGUGCCAUCCAUCCAUCGGUGUGCCAUCCAUCCCGAUGUGCGCACUGACCGCCUGCUUGUCAGGGUGCAGCACGAAUACGUCACCCCCACCGCCACCACCAGCACCAGCAUCGCCCUGCUGCUGAUCAUCGCCCAGGUCCACUCGCUGCAGAAAGUGGUGCUCGCACAGCCGGGCAAUCACCGCGUUCGCGCGAGAGAUGUACGGGGCAGGGUUGGGGCGGCCGCUACUCGACGAGGACGCCGCCGCACCCUGCAUAUGUGUGUGUGUGUGUGUGUGUGGAUGAGUGUGAGUACAGGCAGUCAGUCCACACACACACAGACGUGGACAUUAGACAUACCCAUGGUGCGUGUGGGGCUGGGGGGUGACACGUGUGUACGUUGUACGUUGUGAGUGUGUCUGAAGAAGUUUUGUCCAAAGAGGGGCGGUGGUCCGUCGGCGUCCAGCUCACACAGACGCUCUCGGAGGUCCACACGGCAACAGCCUUCACACAGACAGACAGACAGAAAGACAUACAGAGGGAGGAAUGAUUGACACCACCACACGGCACAGACAUGUGUGUGUGUGUGCACGUUUGCUGAAGUCUACGCUGCCAUUGCCGUCACCGUACAGCCGCAGGAUGGCCUGACAGACAAACAAGACACACACAUAUACCACGGCGUGAGUGUUUGCGGAUUGGUUUCAGUCAGUCAGUGAGUGAGUGACUCCUUUCCUUGCGCACCGUCAUGGCCUGCUGCAUGGCCUCGUCGCUGGUCACCACAUCGUCGAAACGCCCCUGGCGGGCCUGCGUGGGGUGGGGACAUGGACACACAUACACACACAUGAGUAGGUCCGUGUGUUGUGUGCGGUGUGUCGCCGUGUGGUGUGCGGACCUCUUCGGUCUCCGGCGCUUCCUCCUCCUGGUCCUCUUCGUCGUUGCUUUCGUCACCCUGCAGCCACCCAUCCAUCCAGCAGUCAAUCCAUCCGGCUCACACAUGCCCAUCUUAUCUGCCUGUGUUCUUUCUUUCCGUGUGUGGUGUACCCCUCCCUCCUCGCCCUCGGCCGGAUCGUCAUCACCUGCAGCACAGAAAUGGAUGGAUCCACAGCACACACCCAUGGAGAAGGUACCACCUUUGUGUGCUGUGCUGUGCUGUGCUGUGUGCUGUGCAGUACCUUCCUGAUCCUCAUCAUCAUUGUCCUCUUCUUCUGCUUCGUCGUCGUCUUCCUCGUCUUCCUCCUCUCUCCGCCGAAUGGCUACAGCACGUCGGACGAUCUGACGACGCCUGCGCACAUAAGUACACAACACGCUUUCAUUCGUGUGGCUGCCUGGCUGCACGACUCACUCGACUCACUCACUGCACGCCUGUCUGUCUGUCUGGUUCCUCGAUCGAGGGUGCUGUGUGCCAGCCCACCCACCCACCCACACCUCACCCACACACCCACCCGGCUCGGAUGCGAUUGAUGUUGUUGCGCCGACGGCGGGGCCUUCACACAACCACACCAUCACCACACCACAGCCACACAGACAAAGAAACAAGCGUACAGACACCACACCAUCGCGCCGCGCCCACCUGUCGACAACCUCCUCCUCUUCUUCAUCUUCAUCUUCGUCUUGGUCAUCGCUAUCGCUGUCGGGUAUGGACCGCUCGUAGUAGGUGCGGCGCCGGUCCUGCUGCCCGCGGGCCAGGGGCGGCAUCGGCCGACCCUUCGGACGCACACGGGGCUUCGCCUUCGCGCGGGGGGGACCUGGAAAUGAAGGACGAUAUGAUAUCAUUCUUGAGAUGGGUGGGAGUGUACCUACCUACCUGGGUUGUUCCUACCUGGGUUGUUGUCUGUGGAGGAAAGCAUUGCCUGCUGCUGUUGCUGGGGCUGCUGCUGGGGCUGCUGCUGAUAUCGAUGGUGUUGGUUUGGCUGGUCGUGGUUGCCUCCCAUCGCCGAAGGGCUGCUCAUCUCAUGAGGGAUCUGUUCUGUCAGUCACACAGACGCACAAAGAGAGGAAAUGCAUCGACCAUGUUUUAAUCUGUGUGGUCUGGUGUGCACAUCACGAGUGCGGUAGCUACAUACCGACCUGUCUGUCAACAGAUGCAUCCUCAGCGCUUCGCACUCAUCUAUACGACGCAUUCAUCCAUCCACCCAUCGAUUGGAUCCCUGUCUGAGGGAGAAGAUGGAACAAAAGGGGAGAGGUCUGUGUGGGAGAAGACAGACCAGACGGAUCAGAUCUCCCGAGCUCCUCCCCGCUU
Vitrella brassicaformis is the source of this 2402-nucleotide messenger RNA. NCBI's taxonomy places the organism in Eukaryota, Vitrellaceae. The record is from the annotation of a GenBank genome assembly.